Messenger RNA from Striga asiatica, 729 nucleotides. The record is from the annotation of a GenBank genome assembly. Lineage: Eukaryota; Viridiplantae; Streptophyta; Magnoliopsida; Lamiales; Orobanchaceae.
AUGAGAGCUCUAUCAAAACCACUAUCCAGCCCGGGCCGGGCCGAGAAGUUCCCCCCGCCGUUAAUGAGGAUCCUGCGGACCAACCCCGGCAGCCGCAGCCGAGGCAGGUCCCGCUCGAGCCCCAUCUUCCACCUCCGCAGCAGGCGGCGGCCCCCCGGCGGCGCCAUCGAGGCCGCCCAGGAGCCGUCCUCCCCGAAGGUCACCUGCAUCGGCCAGGUCCGCGUCCGCCGCAGGAAGACGGGAGCAGCCCCCGCCGUCGACCUCCGCCUCCGCCGCCGCCGCCACUGGCUGUCAUGCGGGAAAAUUUCUUGCGCAUUCCCGAGGAAGCCCCUCGGUAGGUUUUUCCGCUCGAUGUUCAGGGAGCUUCUGGAAUCUUCUCCUCAGUCGUCUCGGUCGCCACCGAGAAACGCUCUGCUCCUGACGAGGUGCAGAUCUGCGCCGUACAGGUCAUCAUCGCUGGGCGGCAGAUUUUGGGCGGAGGAAAAAGGGGAAAUUAUCAGUAAGUUGAGUGAAGAAAAUUCCGCCAUCGACGAGCCGGGUGAUGUAAAGGGUGAAGAAAUUGGGAAAAGGGUUGAAGAUGAUUUGAAGAAUGUGGACAAUUGUAAAGGGGUUUCAGGUGCGCCAUUGAUGCUCACAAGGUGCAAAUCAGAGCCAGCAUGGAGAGGAGAAAGGCUUGGUGUUGUUGAUGAUGAAGAUGAUGAUUAUGGUGAUACAGUGGAAAAAGGUUAA